AUGGAUCAGUUUAUAGCUUAGUUGAGUGAUAAGUAAAAAGCAUUAGACAUAGUGAAGGCAGUGGAAAAUAAGUAACUAAAUGGUGUCUAUUAUAGCUAAGACGUGACUGAUUUUUUUGAGGCAAUGAAGAAAAUCAUGAAAGAGAAGCAUCCUCCCAAAGAGUGCUUAUAUGGGUUGAAAAUAGUAAAGGAUUGCAUUGAGAAAUUCAAUACUGAUUUUAGGAAUAAGGUCAAAAGUGAAUUGUUGGAACUUAUAUACGAAGUGGCCACGUUCAGGAUUAAGGACACAGAUGAUUCGAGAGGGACUACAUAUUUCAAAAACCCAGAGCACGAAAAACAGAUCGAAUAGUAUGGAGCAAGUUAUAUACGAUUGGCAUUGGAUUGCAUUAGAGUGUGGGCCCUAUGGUUCCCUGACUUCAAAGGGUAUGGAUAGAGAUUGGAGAAAGAACAAGGAUAUCUACCAAAAAUAAACUAUUUCAAGUAGGAAUUGAUUAAUGAACACAUCAACAAGAACCAGGUCUCAUCAACUCCACAUGAUGAUACUGGUUCGAUUCAAAAUAAGAUCAGACAAUUGAAUUAGUAAUUGAUUAAUUACUUGCAAUCUCACACUGAAGUAAAUUCCUUCCUCAAGGAUGAAUUGGAGAAGAUAAACGUUUAGAUUGAAGACUUAGUGGUUUAGGAAGUCUAGGAUUAAUUUUUAGAUGAAUUUGUAUUAACAUAUCCAGAAUUUUAAAGCGGAAAAAUUUCUUAUUAAGAAUUUAGAAUGCAAUUUUUAUCAAGUUCUUAAUUGAAGAAGGGAUCAUAAAAUAUAUUAGAUGAAUCCAAUAUGUCUUAAUCAAUCAAUUAAGCAUCUAAAGUCUAGAAACCAUUAUAAUAAUAAUAGCAAUACUAAAGUUCCUAUGACUAAAGUUAUGUUUUGAAAAAUGAACAAUAAAAUGAAAUCGAAUCUCUCAGGAAUCAAUUACAGGCAGCAUAGCAAGAAUGUCAAAGAUAUAGUCAAACUAUUUAAUAAAAUGAUAAAAGGACAUAAGAAUUACAACAAGAAUUAUAGAAUUGUAGAGUAUAAAUUGAGAAUCUCAAAAAUUAAAGGAAAGAAGAAUAAUAAAGUCAUGAUAAUACUAUAUUGAAGGAAUAUUAACAAUAGAUUGAUCAUUAUAAGAAUUUAUAUGAAUUAUAAUUGAAAUAAUAAAAUUACGAAUAAUAAUAACCAUAAUACUAAUAGUAAGCUCAGCAAUAAUCAUAAAUUAUUUCGUAGUAAUAAUACGAUUAAUAAAAUCAACAAAUUCAAAAUUAUUAGGAAGAAAUAGAAAACCUUAGAGUUUCUUACAAUAUUGUAAAUGAAAAACUAAAGAUUCAUGAAUAAAAAGGAAAUGCUACUUUUAGUGAAUAUGAUUUUAUGAAUUUGAAGAAGAAAUAUGAUGAAUUAGAUAGCAAAUACUUCAUAUUGAAACAAGAAAACCACAGAUUGAAGUAGACAAAUUAAGAGUAUGGAAAUUAAUAAGCUAAUUAAAGUAGAAUUAGUGAAAGCUUUGCUAGAGAAAUAGAUUAGAAAGAUGAGAAUUCCAAUGUUGUAUUCUUUAAUUUCAAAGAAAAUGACUUAUGGUAGGGAACAUAGAAUGCAAAUUAAAGUCAAUCUUUAGUGAAUUCAAGGAUGAGGGACGUUUCAGAAUUAAUCUACCCUCACAAGACUGCAGCUGAGUAUUAUAGGUAAAAUGGAAAGAAGCAAUUUAAAGGGACUCUGAUUAAUAGAAGUGCCUUACAAUUAUAAUUGAAUCCAGCCAAUCUCCUUAAUUAUAAAAAGGCCAGUUUAAAUCAAUUAGCCACAUUAUUUUAAUCUAAUAAAAUUGAAAUUAAAUCAAGAUAGUAAUUAACUUAUGGGCUGAAUAAACAAGAAUUCAUAUCUACAACAAUCAGCAUAAAAAAUAAGGAAUUAAAGUCUAUUCAACUUCAGAUUUUUAACACCAAUAAAAACAUUUGGUGCAACAAAGAGACUAAAAGCACUCUGUUGUAAUCACAGUAGACCAUCCUAUAUGAGUUUAUUCGAGAGGCAAACGUUAAGCUUCAUGAAUUGAGCUUAAUUAAAGUAUCUGUGAGUUUUGAGAAUUUCAUCCUUUAUCUUCCAAGUUUCUUAAGAAAUUGCAUACAAUAUUAUCAUAUUGAAGCUAGUACUUACAAAACAAUGAAGAAAUAGUUUUAGGGUUCUAUUUAUGCAACUCCAUUGCUACCCAUAUCUUGCAAGACAGAGUUAAAACAAUUGAGUGAGUAAGGGCAACUGUUGAAUUAAUGGGAAUAGGAGAAUGAAGAUUUAAUAACUGAAAGUAAGUAUGCCUUCAAAGCUGUGUUAUCCAAUCAAUUAGAAUUUUAUUUAGAAUUGAUUAUGACACCUUGUGAUGAGUUUUUAUUCAGGGGAUUCACCAGUUUCGAUGAAGAAACGUUGCAGUUCGUUUUAAAUGGACUAUCAAAUUUAUACAGUUGA
Messenger RNA from Paramecium tetraurelia, 2475 nucleotides. RefSeq lists its product as uncharacterized. NCBI's taxonomy places the organism in Eukaryota, Ciliophora, Oligohymenophorea, Peniculida, Parameciidae. The transcript is spliced from 2 exons. The record is from RefSeq and is a predicted model, not a curated record.